Messenger RNA from Liolophura sinensis, 1005 nucleotides. RefSeq lists its product as uncharacterized. The coding region runs from base 341 to 658 and encodes 105 amino acids. NCBI's taxonomy places the organism in Eukaryota, Metazoa, Mollusca, Polyplacophora, Chitonida, Chitonidae. The record is from RefSeq and is a predicted model, not a curated record. The transcript has 4 exons.
CAGGGCAGGAACUGUCGUCUGCUUCAUCCAUUACUUGUUUGUUAUGGAACGUCCUCGAGUGUGACUUUCUAGAUGCUGACUCAUUUUUUUGUACACAAUUUAGUAAAAGACACUGGUGGUGAUUAUCAGUACAUGGCUUGAAGGCCUUGUGAUAUAAUUUGAACUGAAUUUUUGAUUAGGUGAAUAGAGAGUUACCGAGGCCCAGAUUUCGGCACCGAGCCGUGGAAUAUUGUUGUCGUGAUGCUAACCUGAGCAAACAAUCUGUUUAGGAUUACUACAAGACAUUGCAAAGGCAUUGAUACGUCUGCAGAGAGAGAUAAAGGUAACAUAAAGCUCAAUAAUGGACAAUCUGGAUGACCUGUUUUUUGAUCACAGGCUGCAGAAGAAAGCCAAAGUCGAGCCGCUGUUUGUGUCCAAGAGGAGAGCUCCAUGUUGUCCAGAACCUCCAACCUUUGAUGACUUUUUAUCCACACCACUCUUCCAGGCUGACUUGAUGUCUUUCAAGCCAUCACAGCUUAUGAGCCAAACCCAGAGGAGAGGUACUCAGCCAGAGAAUGAGGCUUAUGAUGUCAUGGAAGGAUCACAGAUUGGAACACAGAAUCCCAAAUCCUUAAAUGGUAGUCUUUCACACCCAAGGAAAAGGUUAUUUAUACAAUAAAUAAAAUUUUUAUCACAUUUAUUUAUGCUAUAUAAGGAUUCAGUUUUUGGUCUCAUUGUACUCUCUCUGUGUCAACUGGGGUACAAAACGUUUUUUUCAAGACACAUCUUUGAUGCUGUUUUCUGGUAAAUUUUAAUAAAUGCCUUUUUCUUUCAGAAUGGUGAAAACCUUGAUUCUUCAACCUUUUCAUCUACCUCUGAAAGAACUAUGGAGUAUGGAGAAAUAAUUUGCACAGUUUUAUGAAGCUAGCAUCUUUAAUGACUCAAACAAAUCAAUGCUUGUAUCAUUUUCAUAAUAAUUGAAUGCAUAAAUUAAUUCUAUGGGAAAAAGUGCUUUAGUUGAAAAGG